Messenger RNA from Diatraea saccharalis (sugarcane borer), 779 nucleotides. The record is from the annotation of a GenBank genome assembly. NCBI's taxonomy places the organism in Eukaryota, Metazoa, Arthropoda, Insecta, Lepidoptera, Crambidae.
UGAAUAUUUUUUUCACAUCCCUAUAUUUGUGUUAUGUGGUCGGUCAUGUGGUUGUCAUAAAUUAUCAUCUGUCAUUAAUUUCCAAUUUCACGUUUUAUUUAGAAUUAAUGUGAAGAAAUCAUUAAGUAUUAAUGAAAGAUGUCUACUAAAAGUAAGUUGGUUGAUAACAAGGGAAAAGAUUGUGAAACUGUAUGGAGGAAAGCGUUUAAGACCAAUGCAGAAUGGCCGGACAAGGAGGAGUUUCUAGAUGUAAUUUAUUGGAUGCGUCAAGCGAUAGGUAUAAUAUUAGGUCUUUUCUGGGGCUUAUUGCCACUGAAAGGUUUCCUGGGAUUGUUACUGUUUGUGGUUGUAAAUGCUGCAGUGAUAUAUUUUUAUGUUAAUAAUUUCCAAACUAUUGAUGAGGAAGAGUAUGGUGGUAUGUGGGAAAUUACAAAAGAAGGAUUUAUGACUUCAUUUGCUGGAUUCUUGGUGACUUGGAUUAUUGUGUUUACUGGACUUCAUGGUAGUAACAAUAACAGUUUAUGAAAUUUAUAAGUGUGACAAGUGUUUAUCAGCCAAGUGUUACUGCCAAGAAAGCUGUAGUACAAAUGAUAUAAUUGUGUGCAAAUGAUGAUUUUUAUUGAAAGUGUGUGUCAAAAUGUCUACAUAUUAAUAUUCUAAAAAUCCUAAAAUAUGUGACAUGACUAGUAUAGGGAUGACGACUAAUUUUUAUUUGUUUGUCUGUCAGGUAGAGUGUUAAAAAAUACUAAACACGUAUUUUUUUAUUUUUUUCAUAAUCA